AUGCUUCAGAAACUGCUUUCUGUAAAGAGGUAUGAAGAAGAAGAAAACAUGCUCAAUGAGAUGACGGCAAAGGAUUUCCGAUGCAAAGAGCCGAGAGUGUUCAAUAGCUUAAUCAGGAGUUUUAGCGAGGCAUCAAUGAUGGAAGCAGUUUUCAAGGUUUAUGAUCGGAUACAUGAUUUUUGUGAGCCCAAUGUUGAUACGUUUAAUGCUCUUCUUAAUGCACUGGUGCAAAACAAUAGUUUUGAAAUAGCUAUUUCGUUCUUUAAUAAAUUGGUCUGUGCCAAAGUUCCUGUCUCUGUUACGACUUUCAAUAUUGCCAUGAAUGCACUUUGCAAGGCUCACAGGGUAGAGGAUGUUGUUGAGCUCUUGAGGCAAAUGCCCGAACAGCGUUACCUGCCCGAUACAUAUACUUACAAUACGCCAAUAAGAGGAUUUUGUGACAAAGGAAAUACCGACGAAGCAGUUGAGUUACUCGUCGAGAUGACAAUUGUUACCUACACUUUGCUGAUAUGGGGCAUGGCCAAAGAGGGAUACAUUGACCAAGCUGUAGAAAUUCUACGCCAGAUGCCAGACAGGGGUUGCUCUCCAAAUGUGUUCUCGUAUUGCUCUCUCAUGGCCGGUUCCUACAAAUAUGGAAGGUUUUCUGAUGUUUAG
Cryptomeria japonica (Japanese cedar) is the source of this 654-nucleotide messenger RNA. RefSeq names its product pentatricopeptide repeat-containing protein At1g09900-like. The transcript is spliced from 2 exons. The record is from RefSeq and is a predicted model, not a curated record. NCBI's taxonomy places the organism in Eukaryota, Viridiplantae, Streptophyta, Pinopsida, Cupressales, Cupressaceae. Gene Ontology annotation, molecular function: protein binding. Bases 1 to 654 code for a protein of 217 amino acids.